Messenger RNA from Hydra vulgaris (swiftwater hydra), 509 nucleotides. The record is from RefSeq and is a predicted model, not a curated record. NCBI's taxonomy places the organism in Eukaryota, Metazoa, Cnidaria, Hydrozoa, Anthoathecata, Hydridae.
AUUUAAAAAUUUGAAAAAAUAAAUGAAUUCCGUAAAUAUAAAAAAUAACUCCGAAAAUCAAACUUUUGGCGUCUUACAGAAUGCUGAUGAGCAGGAGCGAACAUUUUUAAUCGAAAAAAAACAUGAAAAUAGUUUCAAAUCUAAUAACGAUUUGAUACUUUCAAUUCGCGAUAAAGAAAAUCAGUUAAUCCAAAAAGAAGAUGACUUUUCAACAGAAAAUUCAUUAAAUUCAAUGUUACCUAACUACAAAAGUUUGAUAGAAAAGUUUAUUAUAGAUGAACCGCCAAAGUUUGAAGUAGUUACCGGUAAAAAGUUGAACUUUGAAGUUGAAAAUUUAAACAAUGGAAGUAUAUUCAACAACAAUUCACGACCAUCUGCAAGAUGCGAAAAAAUAAUAAAGUGGUUAAUUUUUGGGUUUUCACUGUUCUCUAUGUUUGCUGUAAUUGCUUAUGGGUUCAUAAACCGUUCGACAUCGUAACUGGUUUUCAACAUCGUAACUGAUUUUAUUG